This is a messenger RNA of Aureobasidium subglaciale EXF-2481, 1808 nucleotides long. RefSeq lists its product as uncharacterized. The transcript is spliced from 5 exons. Gene Ontology annotation, cellular component: nucleolus; chromatin. NCBI's taxonomy places the organism in Eukaryota, Fungi, Ascomycota, Dothideomycetes, Dothideales, Saccotheciaceae. The record is from RefSeq and is a predicted model, not a curated record. The coding region runs from base 218 to 1489 and encodes 423 amino acids. Gene Ontology annotation, molecular function: macrolide binding; peptidyl-prolyl cis-trans isomerase activity.
AAGUCUCAUAGCUGUAUCGAUAGUUCGUGUUGUGGCAAAGAAUGAUACAGGUCUUGACCCCAGGAUUCUUGCUGGUUCCAUCUCCGACGCCUGACGGCGGUUGCCAGGGCAAAACUUUCUUGUCCAUCUCUAAGACUCCAAAUUUUUUUCAGCUACUUUAUUUCAUUCUCUCACCACACUUUCCUUCCCCAAAUCAAUUCAUAUCAAAUCUAUCACAAUGGGUGUUCUUCCUAUGGCUGUUUUCGGACUCGAGGUCCCCGCCGGCGGUAUGCCCGUCGCUGCCAGCGGCGAUAUCCCUGCUGCCUUCCGCCUGACCAUGGCCGCCAUCGAUCCCAGCGCUGAGCCCGAGUUCGACGAGGACACCAAGGGCAAGAAGCCCCGUGCCACUCUCAAGAUCAUCCGCGCUCCUCUUCAGAUGGAGGAUGACGAGGACGACUCCGACUUCGACCCCGAGGAGAUGGACAUGAUGCUCGCUUCCGACGAGGAGGAGUCCGAGGAGGAGGCCGGUCCCAGCGACCCCGCCAAGUCAAAGAAGGCACGUAAAGCCGCCGCCGCUAAGCAGCUCAGAGAGGAGCUUGAGAGCAUGGAUGUUGACUCUCCCAAGGUUAAGGGCAAGGGCAAGAUCCAAGCCGACGACGAGGAGGAGUCCGACGAGGACGAUGAGGACGAGGAUGAUGAGGAGUUCGAGCCCGAGGAGUUCGUUCUCUGCACCCUCGACCCCGAGAACCACUACCAGCAGACUCUUGACAUCACUGUCGGUGAUGACGAGCGCGUCUGGUUCAUGGUCACCGGUACCCACGAUGUCUACCUUACCGGCAACUACGUCGAGCCCGACCACACCCACGGCCCCGAGGGCGAGUACGACUCCGAGGAUGAGGACGAGGACGAGUACGACCUCUCUCCCGACGAGGAUGAGCUUUACGGUGACGAGUCCGAGGACGAGCUCGACGACCUGGAGAACCCCCGCGUCAUGGAGAUCGACGAGGAGGAGGCCGAGACCCUUGACGACCUGAUCUCCAAGGCCAAGCCUGCCGCCGAGAAGAAGAACGCAAAGAAGGUCAAGACCAACGAGGGUAAGGCCGUUCCCGCCGACGAGGCCGCCAAGAAGCUCGAAACCCCUGCUGCUGCAGCAAAGUCAGACAAGAAGGCUGCCCCCACUGUCAAGACCGUCAACGGCGUUACCAUCGACGACAAGAAGAUCGGCUCCGGCCCCGCCGCAAAGAAGGGUGACCGCAUCGGUAUGCGUUACAUCGGCAAGCUCCAGAACGGAAAGGUCUUUGACUCCAACAAGAAGGGCAAGCCUUUCAGCUUCAAGCUUGGUACCGGUGAGGUCAUCAAGGGUUGGGACAUCGGUAUCGCCGGUAUGCAGGUUGGUGGUGAGAGACGCGUUACCGUCCCCGCCCAGCACGCCUACGGCUCGCAGUCCCUUCCCGGCAUUCCCAAGAACUCCACUCUGAUCUUCGACGUCAAGUGCGUCGAGAUCAAGUAAGCUCGAAACACCCCCACAACGAACAUGAAAGAGAAUACCCGGGACCGAAUUGGAUCCAACUUUUAGACGAUACCCAACUUGCGGCUUCUUAGCAUUAGAAGAAGCAAUCGACGACGAAAAAGCACCAUAGGGGCGAUAACCGCGCGAAUGAACAUGUACAGCGUGUGGCAGGAAUGAAGGGUCAUCUCGACUAGAAGCAGCAUCUCUAUCCUCGUAUGAACAGAGGAAAGGAAGAGAGCUGCUUGGCACAAAAAAGUUUUCUUAUGUCAUUUUUAGCGAGAGCGUGUCCAUUACCACCCACAUCUUACUAUUGAACAAA